Molecule: messenger RNA, 3439 nt
Organism: Marmota flaviventris (yellow-bellied marmot)
Lineage: Eukaryota; Metazoa; Chordata; Mammalia; Rodentia; Sciuridae
Gene: Kcnk5
Product: potassium two pore domain channel subfamily K member 5
Biological process (GO): potassium ion transmembrane transport; stabilization of membrane potential
Cellular component (GO): plasma membrane
Molecular function (GO): potassium ion leak channel activity; outward rectifier potassium channel activity
Source: RefSeq, a predicted model, not a curated record
CAGUUCCCCGCGCUCAGAGGGCCAACUUGGCCGAGCAACUUUGUCCCGGGAGCGGCGCUUGGGGGGACUGGGUACUGCGCAUGCGGAGCUCCAAAUUCAAACAGCUGUUUCCAGAGGCUGCAGGGCCGGCUGACCCAGAGCCGCUGGGGCUGGGGGAAAGUUUCGCGUCUAGGCGGCCGCUAGGGAGCCAUGGUGGACCGGGGCCCACUGCUCACUUCGGCCAUCAUCUUCUACCUGGCCAUCGGGGCGGCGAUCUUCGAAGUGCUCGAGGAGCCGCACUGGAAAGAGGCCAAGAAGAACUACACUACACAGAAGCUGCAUCUGCUCAAGGAGUUCCCGUGCCUGGGCCAGGAAGGCUUGGACAAGAUCCUGCAGGUAGUUUCUAAUGCUGCAGAGCAGGGCGUGGCCAUCACAGGGAACCAGACCUUCAACAACUGGAACUGGCCAAAUGCAAUGAUUUUUGCAGCCACGGUCAUCACCACCAUUGGUUAUGGCAAUGUGGCCCCCAAGACCCCCGCCGGGCGCCUCUUCUGUGUCUUCUACGGUCUCUUCGGGGUACCUCUCUGCCUGACCUGGAUCAGUGCCCUGGGAAAGUUCUUCGGAGGACGUGCCAAGAGGCUGGGCCAGUUCCUCACCAGGAGAGGCAUGAGCCUGCGGAAGGCGCAGAUCACGUGCACGGCCAUCUUCAUCGUGUGGGGCGUCCUGGUCCACCUGGUGAUCCCGCCCUUCGUGUUCAUGGUGACCGAGGAGUGGGACUACAUUGGUGGCCUCUACUACUCCUUCAUCACCAUCUCCACCAUCGGCUUUGGUGACUUUGUGGCUGGUGUGAACCCCAGUGCCAACUACCACGCCUUGUACCGGUACUUUGUGGAGCUCUGGAUCUACCUGGGGCUGGCCUGGCUGUCCCUCUUUGUCAACUGGAAGGUGAGCAUGUUUGUGGAGGUCCACAAAGCCAUUAAGAAGAGGCGGAGACGGCGGAAGGAGUCCUUCGAGAGCUCCCCACACUCCCGGAAGGCCCUGGGGAUGGCAGGCAGCACGGCCUCCAAGGACGUCAACAUCUUCAGCUUUCUGUCCAAAAAGGAAGAGACCUACAAUGACCUCAUCAAGCAGAUUGGGAAGAAGGCCAUGAAAACAAGUGGGGGUGGGGAGAGGGUCCCAGGACCUGGGCUGGGGCCUCAGGGGGCUGGGCUGCCCGCGCUCCCCGCCUCCCGGACAUCCUUGGUGGUCUACUCCAAGAACUGCGCGCCCAGCUUGGAAGAGGUGUCACAGACGCUCAGGAGCAAAGGGCACGUGUCGAGGCCCCCUGGAGAGGAGGACCAGCCGCAGGCCCCCGAGGACAGCUCCCCGACCUCCGAGGUGUUCAUCAACCAACUGGACCGCAUCAGCGAGGAGGACGAGCCCUGGGGGGCCCGGGACUACCACCCACUCAUCUUCCAGAACGCCAGCAUUGCCUUUGUGAACGAGGAGGCCAGCCUCCUGGACGAGGAGACCUCUAAGUCCUCUCUGGAGGACAACCUGGUGGGGGAGGAGCAGCCCCAGGAGGGGGACGCCACCCAGGUGCCCCUGAACAUGGGCAAGUUCCCCUCGUCAGAUGAGUCCACCUUCACCAGCACCGAGUCAGAGCUUUCCGUGCCUUACGAGCAGCUGAUGAACGAGUACAAUAAGGCAAACAGCCCCAAAGGCACCUGAGGCGGGCCGGCUCCUCACCCCACCUUUGAUGGCUCUUCCCUUCACCCCGGGGUGUCCCGCGGUGGCCAAGAGCCCGGGCUCCUGAUCGGGCAGCCCUGCAGCUGGGAGUGGGGAGCCAGGGGCCUUCCUUUUCCUCUGUCCCCUCCAGCUGGUUGCCCCGAUGGAACAUGGCACAUGCCCAGGACAGGGUCUCUGCUCUCUGCUGAGCAGCACCCUAGUGUGGGGAGGCCACUGUCCUGAGCGUGAACGGUGUUAUUGAUGACUGGGAGGCAUGUGGGCUGGCAGCACUGACCCGAGGAGGCCCACGCCUGCAUGGGUCUUAGCCUGUCUUCAAUUGAGCGUCAUACGGUUCCCUGAGGCCAGUGGCCUCGGCCAUUUGAGUUCACCAGUAUUAAGGAACAAUUUCUAUGUGCCUGGCGCUGAGCUAGGAGUUUCAGAGAGGGGAGGGCCUGUAGACCGGGGUUCUGCCUUGUUGAGUACUUAAGUGUUUGGGAGGUUCAGCUGUGAUGUUGAGGUCUGGGCUUCUCAGUACCCCAACAGUAUUAGGACCCAUCUCCCCAUCUACCUGUGGAUGUCCUUCAGGCCCCCACUGCAAAACCUCAGGAGGGCAGAGGCCACAGCGGGAGGGGAGCUGAGCUGAUAGGCAGGAAAUGAAGCACCCCAAAGCCAGCAUGGGCCCAGGGGCCUGCCCUCUUGCCCCAGAGCCAUGUCCCUGUCUCAGGCCUUCAGCCCACCAAUGGCAGACAAGGCUUUCUGCACCCUAAGUGGUGGGAGGAAGAGAGGGUGGCGGACCUGGGCCGUGGAAGCUGGGGACAGGGGUCUACAAGGGCGUUCAAGGGUGAGGCUUAGCUCGGGCUAAUUCUGCCCUCGCCCCUCUCGCCCACUACUUCCCCCCAAAGUUGCAUGCCCCUGGCCUGAGUACCCACACUCCCAUCCUGCUGUCUCCACAUCCCCUAGGCUCGGUCACAGAUCUUGCUGCCCCUCUCACAGACCGCCUCACCUGGACCCACCACUCCUCCCCACCCCGGGGCCAGGGCAUGAGGCUAGAUUGCUCGUGGCCCACCAAUGGAGAAUGGCCAAAACUGUGAAUUGAGCUCCUCUCUCUGCUACUGUAUGGCUUGAGUGCGUGUGUGCGUGACGUGUGGGAAAGGGAGGCCUCUGGGCUGAGAAGAGAGAAUGCAAAACCGUACGUGGACUCCGUUUCUUUCUGGUGAGGGGUGGGUAGAACUCGCUGCUGCCUGAGUUUGGGGUUUUGAUGAUGCGCACCCCAGGACCAGCCCACUCUGCCCUGAAUGUUUUUGUUAUUGUUCUUCUUCUUCUUUUUUUUUUAAUGAACUGCUGUUUUAUAUACCUGGAAUCUGUUUGCUUUAGAGCCAGUGGUUAAAGAGCAGGGUCCCAAGGAUGGGGACAUCCACUGUGUACCCUGCUGCACCCCAACUCAACUGAGACUUUUGUGAUGUAAGCCGAAGUCCUAUCAAGAGCCAAGUCCCCAAGCAGAGUUGAUGGCAGGGAGCAAGGGUAGAGAAGGGUGUCCUGCAGGUGGCUGGGUGCUGGGCAGGAGGGACAGGAGCCCAGUCACAGCCCAACACCCUCUGACGCUCAGCCCCGCCCUCCCUCGCACCUCUGCUCAGGGGCCGAUUGAGCUAGAGGGUCCCUCCCUGCCAUGUGGAGCUGGCAGGGGGCAUGUGCACGCCCCACUCGCCCCACUCACUCUGAACGGUUGCAGUGGCCAGCGGGGGGGGGGGGGGGG